AUGAUUCUCGUCGCUCCUUGGUUCAGCAACCUCGUCCACGGCCAGCUGGACUACUACUGCUUCUUCUUCUUCUUCUUCUUCUUCUUCUUCUUCUCCUUCUCCUUCUUCUUCUUUUCCUCUACCUCCUCUACUACUGCUACUACUACUGCUUCUGCUUCUGCUUCUACUUCUGCUUCUACUUCUCUUCUACUCGUCCAAUGUGUGCUAUCACCUCCCACGGCUCUGGUUGCGCAUCCUGAAGCUGCACUCAGCCCCUCUCCUUUCCUCCCUUCAUCCCCUUUCAUCCCCUCUCCCUCUCCCUCUCCCUCUCCCUCUCCCUCUCCCUCUCUCAAAAACAAACACAAAAACACCCCUCCAAUGCCUCCCGUCAGGCUCAAGGCGUUGACUCCUGUCAUCGCCAUCGCCCUCAUCACCCUCUUCUUCUGGGCGGUCGACCGCUACGAUCGCGCUGCCCUCACUCGCUUCACCCAUCCCCUCGACAGACUCUCCCCCUCGUCGCUGAGGGGCCAGGGCCACGGCCACGGCAACGGCCACGGCAACGGCAACGGCAGCGGCAGCGGCAGCGGCAGCGGCAAGGGCAAGGGAAAGGGCAAGAACAGGAACAGCGACAAUACCGGCCCUGUCCAGCUGAACUUCCAGAACCUCCGGAAACUGAACACCCCUCACCAGCUCUGUGCUUCCGCUCGUCACCCCCAUCCUCCCCAUUCCCCGCCUCCCUCCCUGACCUUCUCAGAGUGGCUCAUCGGGAAGAACUACACUCGCGCCUACUUCCGCCCCCGCCAUGUUUCCCCGGACACCACAUUCAGCUCCAUGGAGACUAUCGACCACCCAGUCCUGCAGCCAUUCCGCCCCUUGGGCCGUGGAAUGAGGGUCCAGCUCUCACCCCCCAGAGACCCCCGCGAUCCCAAGUCCGAUUCCGAUUCCGAUUCCGAUUCCGAUUCCGAUCCCGAUCCCUGGCCCUGCCCCCACGUCGUCGAUGUGGACGUCGCCGCUGACCACGCCGUCGACGAGACGUCCAACCUCCUCUUCGGCCUCGCAACCACGGUCGACCGCCUGCGCCGUCUCCUGCCCGCCCUCCUCUACUCCUACGGCACAUCCAAGGCCAGCCUGCUCGUACUCGUGCCCAGCGACACCAAGGAUAUCGAGGAGCACGAGGCCUUUUUCAGAAAUGCUGGCUUGGAUAUCACCUUGCAGAAAUCUCCGCUGCCUUUCACCGCGCGGUACUUCGGCCUCGUCGAGGGCUUCACCGAUUUCAUCAGGACCAGGCGCCCCAAUACCACCUGGGUCAGCUUCGUGGACGACGACACCUUCUUCCUCUCCCUUGCCUCCGUCGCCAAGCAGCUCUCCUCCUUCAACGCCUCCGAGCGAGUGUACAUCGGCGCCCUCUCCGAGGCCAGCUGGCAGGUCGACACCUUUGGCAAGAUCGGCUUUGGCGGCGCCGGUGUCUUCGUCUCCGUCCCCCUCCUCGAAAGGCUGCACGGCGCCUAUGACACCUGCCAGUCCUGGGGCGAGCAGCCGGGUGACCAAAAACUAGCCCAGUGCAUCGACAAGUUCGGAGACACUCCGCUCACCCUCUGGGACACCCUGUACCAGAUGGACAUGAAAGGCGACGUCGACGGCGUCUACGAGUCCGGCCGCCAGAUCCACUCCCUUCACCACUGGGGCAGCUGGUACAAAAAGGAUGUCGUGAAAAUGUCCACCGUCGCCGCCGCCGCCGGCCGCCAGUCCAUCCUGCGCCGCUUCCGCUUCGACGAGUUCACCACCCUCGACAGCGCCACCGGUGCCUCCAUGCGCAGCUUCUGGGUCCUGACCAACGGCUACUCGCUGGUCCGCUACACCAUGGACGCCAGGCUGCCGUCGCACGCGGUGAACUUUAACCACACCGAAAAGACCUGGGAUGAGGACCAGCGUGGCUACGAGAAGCGCCUGGGUCCCUUGCGGCCCAAGGAUCAGCCGGGCAUUCGGAAGGAGAGGUGGAUGUUGACCGACUCCGUCGUCGUGGGCGAUAACGUGCACCAGACCUACGUCAAUAAUGCGGAUGGCGUGCAUAGCGUCGUCGAGCUUGUAUGGCUAGGGCCCGCCGGCGGCGGUGGUGCCUUUUGA
Molecule: messenger RNA, 2103 nt
Organism: Histoplasma mississippiense
Lineage: Eukaryota; Fungi; Ascomycota; Eurotiomycetes; Onygenales; Ajellomycetaceae
Exons: 2
Coding region: 1-2103 (700 amino acids)
Molecular function (GO): acetylglucosaminyltransferase activity
Source: RefSeq, a predicted model, not a curated record